Molecule: messenger RNA, 846 nt
Organism: Haemonchus placei
Lineage: Eukaryota; Metazoa; Nematoda; Chromadorea; Rhabditida; Trichostrongylidae
Source: the annotation of a GenBank genome assembly
AUGUCCAAUCUUGUCCAUUGUAUGGUCUGCUUUACCUUUCCAGUUCCCGAUCUGAAGUUUUAUCUAUCCAGCUGUGGUCAUAUCGUUUGUUUCAAAUGCGUUCAAAAAGGAGCCUUGGCUCUGAAAUGCAAGGUUUGUCAGAAGGACAAUCCGCAAGUUGUAGAAAUAAACAGUAAUAUGAAGCCUGAGAGCAACAGUGUUGAAAUGCUACAAAGAGCUUGCAAAGAAGAAAUGCGCAAGAAGAAUCAAUACAAGGCGGAUCUACAACGCAUAAGUGUAGAGUACAAGAAGAAAUGCAAAGAAACGAUUGCACUCAAAGAUCAAAUUGUAAAGAUGAACAGUUGCGCAUUGAACCUGAAUGAUUUAACCAGCGACCCUUUUCGUACGCCAACGAUGGAGAAAGGGCUACCGCGUAGUUUUACGACGUCUACCCCGUAUAAGCAACCUCGACAAAGAGAUGAGGAUAGCACGGAGUCCCCAAUGAUGCUAACAAAUCAAUCUGGCAGUAGUACAUCAUUUGCUUCAGUUGGUAUUCCAUUGACCUCGAUGGAUUCGGGAGGAGAGAUUUCAAAACUUGCUCAUAUGACAUCUGCAAUGUGUAGGAAUAGCACCAUUUCUGACACCCUGCAAACGGAUAGGAACUCAGAAGAAGGUUCCUCCUCUUCACUUUUUCCCGGCAGUAGGACACUAUUCCCGUUCACAGAGGGCCACGGUCAAAGUGGGGAUACUUCAACAUCAAAUGAUAGCAACUCUGCAAAGACUCCAGCAACGAAGAAGUCGAAGCUGGAUAUAAUGUCAAGGACUCAGCCACUACCGAUGAAAUACGCGCGUCCAGAGUUUCACUAG